Messenger RNA from Brassicogethes aeneus, 1840 nucleotides. NCBI's taxonomy places the organism in Eukaryota, Metazoa, Arthropoda, Insecta, Coleoptera, Nitidulidae. The record is from the annotation of a GenBank genome assembly.
CUGGCGUGGCAUCAAAUGCGUUACUAAUAUAAUAUAUAAAAAACGGAUCAUUAAAUAUUUGGCACAUAAACAAUACAGCAAUUGUCACAAUUUAUUACCCAAGUAAAUUAGUUUUUCGCAUGUGGCAUUUUUAAACUGAAUAAGUGUUGAGUUAUAUUUAGAAACUGUAAGGGCUUCAGUAAGCAGUUUAUGGUCAGCUCAAGAGCUUUGUACGACAUUUUGGAUCAGAUCUUGAAUUACUCCAACUACGAUAUGGAGCAAUACGUAUUAGGCAUUGACAUCGGAACCACUUCCGUUAAAACCAACAUAGUAAAUACCACGAACAACACUGUAGAGGCUAGAUACAUUAAAGAAACUCAAUCCAACAUUCCCAAUGACAUCACCCCUGGUGCCAACAUUCAGGAUGUCCCGAAAAUUGUCUCUGCUUUAAAUUUUUGCGUUUCCAAAUUGCCCAAGCAUCUUCUUAGCCAAAUCUCAGCAAUUGGUUUGUGCAACCAAAUGCACGGUGUGGUGUGCUGGGGCAACAGCAUCAUGCAACGGUCGUGGGCGAUGAUCGAAAAGGACAAAGACAAAAACUUCCGAUUCGAUGUUGUACCAGAUAACGUGUCUUCACUUUUUACGUGGCAAGAUAAUAGAUGCGAUCCCGACUUUUUGUCGUCUUUACCAUUACCAAAUUCCCAUAUCAACCUCGCCUCUGGUUAUGGCAUACCUACAUUGUGUUGGUUCCUGAAAAACAAACCUGAGUUCCUAAAACCAUAUAACUGCGCCGGCACCAUCGGCGAUUUUGUGGUUGCCAUGUUGUGUAACCUGGAUUCUCCCGUCAUGUCCGAUCAAAAUGCCGCGUCCUGGGGCUACUACGAUUGCGCUUUGUCUGAUUGGAACACGGAACUCUUGGAAGUAAUGGGUUUUCCAUUGAAAUUCCUGCCAAGCGUCGAGCCAGCCGGCGCCUGUGCUGGGUACUUGAUCGAAAAUUGGCAUUCCAUUCCCGCUGGAACACCAAUAGGUGUCGCCUUGGGAGACAUACAAUGCAGCGUUCUGUCUUCCAUCGAGCAUCAAAAAGACGCCAUCCUGAACAUUUCGACUUCCGCUCAAAUCUGCUACGUUGCCAGCAAGUUCAGCCCCACUUCCGGUCCGCCGAAAUUCGGACCGCUCGAGUACUACCCUUACUUUAACGGCCAGUACGUCGCCGUCGCCGCCUCUCUGAACGGCGGCAACUCUUUGACGUCUUUCGUGAAGAUGUUGCAGCAGUGGGCGCUGGAGUUGGGAUACUCCGUGCCGCAAUCUAAGGUUUGGGAUAAGGUUUUAUCGCUUGGUAACGAUGAAAGUGCGCAGUCCAAUCUUGAAAUCCGUCCGACAUGUUUAGGAGAAAGAUACGAUCCAACAAUAAGGGGUAGUAUUAAUAAUAUUUCACAGGAUAAUCUUCGUCUGGGGCAAGUUUUUUCAGCGCUGUGCAAGGGAAUGGUUGAAAACCUUCACGAUAUGAUGCCCAGCAGCCUCCUGUACGAAGCCAAAAUAACUCGUAUCCUUGGCAACGGAAAGGGCCUUCUCCGUAAUCCGAUCCUUCAAAAACAUAUCGAAGAAAUUUAUCAGCUGCCUCUGGUGAUAGUGCCCGGAGGCGAAGCUGCAACUGGAGCAGCUAUGGCGAUGACUACAACUAGUAACAGUACAACUAAUAUGAGUAGAAGAAGUGUUAUGUCACAUUCAAUUCAGUAAAAUUUUGUGUUUUAUAUUUUUUUGAAAUGUUUAUGUGUUUUAAUAAAAUGAUUAGAAAGCUUGUUCGUACGAGUUCGUACGACCCCUAUAAACAUAUUUGUUUUUAUAGUGUUUGCCAUAAAUGUUG